Messenger RNA from Nicotiana tabacum (common tobacco), 711 nucleotides. The record is from RefSeq and is a predicted model, not a curated record. Lineage: Eukaryota; Viridiplantae; Streptophyta; Magnoliopsida; Solanales; Solanaceae.
AGAUACACAACACUUCAUUUUUUGAAAGUAAAAGGAGCUCACAAAAUUGGCACUAGACCUUCACUAACGGCUAUAAAUAUGCCCCUGAUAAUUAGUUGAGCAAAGAACUACAAACAAAGCAUUGUCAAUGGCUGGAAUCAAAUUUGCUUUCUUUUUUGCUGCAAUCCUCUUGGCGAUUGUUGUUAAUCCAUUCAUGAUCAGCUCCCCUAAGAUGAAAGUGACAGCAUUGAGAAACUUAUCCUUAGAUAUGGAAAUGGUUGAAAGAAAACUACUAAAAGAUGAUGGUUGGCUAACUUGUAAGAGACCUUGCAAUCAGAAUAGUGAUUGCUCUGACGGUUGGUUUUGCAAGACAUGCGCAAUUCCUGCCUUAGGGGAGAAAUAUAUGCAAUGCCUCCAUCAUCUAGAUUCCUCAAAGUAUGCUCAAGUGAUUCCAACUGCAUUUAUCGCGGGAGGUGAAAAUCUGCUUGAAUAAAAAAAAAACGCAGCUCGAUACACAAAGUAUUCCGCGUUCACACAGACAAAUAAAAUUGUAUUUCUACAUGUGUUUAUCUUGCUUUUCAUAUACCUACUUUGAGUGAAUAAAUGACGACUAAGAUGUUAGAUGUCCAAAUAUUCGUCGUUUAUUUUCUAUCACAUAUGUAUGUGCAGUGUCUACUAAUUUUUAAUAUGGAGCAUUAAUCUUAAUGAAUGAAAUAAGUUAUGCAGUUUGUU